UACUGCAGGAAAAGGUCCCGCAGAGCUGAGCAGUCAAGAUGUGUGACUUCACCGAAGACCAGACCGCAGAGUUCAAGGAGGCCUUCCAGCUGUUUGACCCAACAGGUGAUGGCAAGAUCCUAUACAGCCAGUGUGGGGACGUGAUGAGAGCCCUGGGCCAGAACCCCACCAAUGCUGAGGUGCUCAAGGUCCUGGGGAACCCCAAGAGUGAUGAGAUGAAUGUGAAGGUACUGGACUUUGAGCACUUUCUGCCCAUGCUGCAGACAGUGGCCAAGAACAAGGACCAGGGCACCUAUGAGGAUUAUGCAGAAGGACUUCGGGUUUUUGACAAGGAAGGAAAUGGCACUAUCAUGGGUGCUGAAAUCCGGUAUGUUCUUGUCACACUGGGUGAGAAGAUGACAGAGGAAGAAGUAGAGAUGCUGGUGGCAGGGCACGAGGACAGCAAUGGUUGUAUCAACUACAAAGAGCUCGUCCGCAUGGUGCUGAACGGCUGA
Messenger RNA from Saimiri boliviensis boliviensis (Bolivian squirrel monkey), 494 nucleotides. RefSeq names its product myosin light polypeptide 6-like. Lineage: Eukaryota; Metazoa; Chordata; Mammalia; Primates; Cebidae. Gene Ontology annotation, molecular function: structural constituent of muscle; calcium ion binding. Gene Ontology annotation, cellular component: myosin II complex. The record is from RefSeq and is a predicted model, not a curated record.